This is a messenger RNA of Eurytemora carolleeae, 1470 nucleotides long. RefSeq lists its product as uncharacterized. The record is from RefSeq and is a predicted model, not a curated record. Gene Ontology annotation, molecular function: protein binding. NCBI's taxonomy places the organism in Eukaryota, Metazoa, Arthropoda, Copepoda, Calanoida, Temoridae. The transcript is spliced from 13 exons. The coding region runs from base 342 to 1220 and encodes 292 amino acids.
CACAUAUUCAACAAUUUGUUAAACAAUGUUCCCAUUCUUUAAUUAAAUUUUGUACACUUGAGUUUAAAAGUCGAGUUCCUAUUCCAAAGUUUUCUGGUUAUCGCUGUACUUCAAGUAUUCAAACAUCUGAAAAUAUAUUUGACAUAUUUUUAUUACUUAACUGUGAAAAUUCCCAGUUUGGUUCCUACUCCUGCUCUAGCUGUAAUCUUCCAGUUUGCCAGCCUUGCAGUUCAGGGAAGUUUUUAUACCAUGAGGAAGAAUGCAAAAUAUUCCAGUCAAACCAAAUUACAUUCAGUGAUGACAAUGUAAGUAAAGUGUAUCCCUGUAUAACUGUACUGCGGAUGCUCAUUAGAGGAGUACAGGACCUAGAAACACAUGUACAGGCUCGUGAGGGUACUCCAGUCUGGGUUUACAAUGAGAAGUCAGUUGUACCGUUUCUUACCUCUUUAAAGGACAACAAUGGAAAUCCUUUGUUUAGUAAGGAAUACAUUCAUGAAGCAACAGGAGCACUUGAUACAAACAGUUUCCAGGUUCAGGAUGCGGAUGUAAAAGCAAGAGCUGUUUUUCCAACAGCUUCUUUAUUUAACAACAGCUGUAAACCUAACUGUUUCAGGGUAGUAAAUCGUAACGGAAUCUCUAUAAUAACUACAGAAUUGGUAAAAAAGGGCUCAGAGUUAACGAUCUGCUACACAGGACUUCUCACGCCAACACAUAUAAGGCAGGCUGUGUUCAAGCACACCAAACACUUUAACUGCAGCUGUCCACGUUGCCUGGAUGUAACUGAAGAAGGAACAUUUCCCACGUGUUUACUUUGCUCUGCAUGCGGUGGCAGACUGGAGGGAAACUCCUGCAUCAGCUGUAACCAAUCACAGGACGCUCAGAGAAUAGAACAGAUCAGCUUAUUGUGUGACACUCUGGUUAGUAGACUUGUACAAGAGGAAAACUGUGAAAUAUUGACAGGAGGUUUGAUGAAGCUGAGACGCCUUGUUUAUCUUCACCAUUAUCUGCUUGUUAAGCUUAAACUCCACUUUAUAAAACAUUCAGAAAAGUGUUCUACAUGUUAUGAUGGAGCUGCAAGAGCUCAGUGUUCUACUGAGAUCGCAGAUCUUCUAAAAAUUCAUAAAAUUGAGAAAACCUGGCUGAAACAUGAAGAAAUAAGAGGCAACCAGGAGACUCUAUGCAGUUGGAAAUCCUUAAUGGCGGAGAAAAAAGAAAAUUAGAUUCUUUGUGAAUUAAAAAAACAAUUGUCAUUUAUUAAAUUUAUUCUGGUUUUCAUGUACAUUUAUACUGGUUUUCAUGUACAUUUAUACUGUUUAUCAUAUACAUUUAUACUGGUUUUCAUGUACAUUUAUACUGGUUUUCAUGUACAUUUAUACUGGUUUUCAUGUACAUUUAUACUAGUUUUCAUGUACAUUUAUACUGGUUUUCAUGUACAUUUAUACUGGUUUUCAUGUACAUUUAUACACUGGU